AUGAAACUGCCCUCGCCUGAAAAACGUCGUACGAGAAUAUCAACAGGGGUGUCGUCCGUUGAGAAUGUCGCGUCUAUCGCGUCAACACACCCCUUUACGCAGCAACUCGAUCUCGUUUUUCCAUCCGACCCCACGCUAGAGGCAUCACUAUUAAAACUCGAGACACGGUAUGCAAAAGGGAAGACGACGCUCUCAAACGUCAUCAACAGCGCUGAUGUAUUCGUCAACUCUGUCAAACCAGAAUCGUCGGUGUUGAUGCUGAGCACGAACGACGACGACGACGUGUGGUGUAUUGACCCACGAGGUGUAUUGACCUUAUCCGUGGCGACGGAGACGUACGAGCAGCUUGGUCUCUUGGGGGAGCCAUUGCCAUUUAACAAUCAUAAAGACCAGCAUGUUAUCCACCUCCCACUACAAAGAAAUACGGAUUCUGCUAAGAACCUAGCUAAGCGAAAACGGGCGAUCGAGGGUUGGGAUAAACGGAGAGAGGAACUGUGGGACGUGGUUUAUUGUUCAAAUGCAUAUGACCUAAACUCGACGCCAGACUUUGUCCCAGAAGGAGGUCAAGUGUCCUAUGUCCCUGUUUCCUGCGAACGAAGGGAGUUGAAGAACGUGCAUAUUCCAUUGCCCAAUAUCAAACCACGUCCUAAAGUCUCAAAGUCACACGGCGACGACGACGACGACACGAUGGACGAGUGGAAUAGAGACGCCGGAGCCUUCUUCGAAUGGGUAGGCUUAGCGUGUCUCGGGUCACAAAGGCUCUCCGCGAACGAUCGUGUGGAUCCUUUUGUUGCGCUCUACGAUCCUCCGAGCCCAUCCCUAAUCGGGAACGUUACCCACCUACGUUGGCGAGGACUGCUGUCGCCUAGUUUCGUACAACGGGUGCUUGAAGCUGCAUUAAGCAUUGCAGAUCCAUCAAACAAGGAUGCAUCGGGGCACGGCCCUUUUUUCUGUAUCACUGCGCAAGGGAUAUCCAAAUGUCCUGUCUCCUACAUCCCUCGUAAUGCAAGCCAAGGCAAAGCAUCAAAUUUGCACAGUCCAGCGCGGCUUCCAAGGGUGGAUGGAGAGGAUACCUGGUGUCUGUUGGUCACCCUCGUAGACGAAGGUGACCUUUCUGGUGUUCAAUGUUCUAUGGUUGAGAGUUUGGGCCAAUGGGAUACACGGUGGGGGUAA
Messenger RNA from Laccaria bicolor S238N-H82, 1173 nucleotides. RefSeq lists its product as uncharacterized. NCBI's taxonomy places the organism in Eukaryota, Fungi, Basidiomycota, Agaricomycetes, Agaricales, Hydnangiaceae. Bases 1 to 1173 code for a protein of 390 amino acids. Gene Ontology annotation, molecular function: ribonuclease MRP activity; ribonuclease P activity. The transcript has 7 exons. Gene Ontology annotation, cellular component: multimeric ribonuclease P complex; ribonuclease MRP complex. The record is from RefSeq and is a predicted model, not a curated record. Gene Ontology annotation, biological process: endonucleolytic cleavage in ITS1 to separate SSU-rRNA from 5.8S rRNA and LSU-rRNA from tricistronic rRNA transcript (SSU-rRNA, 5.8S rRNA, LSU-rRNA); tRNA 3'-end processing; tRNA 5'-leader removal.